UAGUUGGUCGCAAACCCAUUCAUUAACAAGCUGACACUAAACCGAGUCGAAAUGAAGGUGACCUUAUUAAUUUUCUGUCUGUGGAGGUUUGUCGUUAUGGGACAGCUGCCUCCUGAGAUUGGGAAGUGUAAAGCUGGCGAUUCCAUCUGCGUGGCGGAAAUGUUUACCCGAAUUAUGCGAUUGUACCCCAAGGGUCUAGCCUCCAUUGGACUAGGUGCCCUCGAUUCCAUUUCAUUUGAGAAUGUUAUCGUUAGUCGGAUAGAACCAGGCGACCCAGCAACGUUGGAUCUGAGAUUCCAUAACUUAACCGUAAGUGGAUUCGCGGACGCUACAGUGGCGGAGUCAAAGGGAUUUGAUGCGGAGCUGCCACGAGUCCUGGAGCUAAGUGGCUGGACUCCAUUGUUGAAACUGGAUGGGUUCUACGAGAUGCACGGUAGUCUGCUGACUUUGCCCAUUCAGGGUAAAGGUCAUGCUCUGGUUGAGAUCAAGGAGUGCCGUUUCCGCUGCAAGCUGAGGGCGCUGGAGAAACUUCGCGGAGAUGACAAGCGCUAUGCUGAGAUAGCCAAGGUCAAGUGCUUGUUGGAUGUGCAAGGAGUGCAUCUGAAUUUUGAGAAUCUAUUUAAUAAUCCGGAGCUGAGUGACGCCAUGAACGAGGUGGCCAACGCCAAAUGGCUGGAUAUUUGGCAUACCCUUCGCAAGGGUAUCACUUCCGCAGUGGAUGAACUGGUUCAGUCGGUUCUCAAGAGAGUGGCUGACAAGCUACCAUAUGACGAUAUUUAUAGAGAUUAAAAGUUCAAGCUUUUGUUCUUUUCUAAAUACCUAGAUGUAUUCAUUUAGAUUAUAAAUAAAAUAUAUAUUUACCGUA
Drosophila suzukii is the source of this 865-nucleotide messenger RNA. RefSeq names its product Juvenile hormone binding protein 15 (gene Jhbp15). The record is from RefSeq and is a predicted model, not a curated record. NCBI's taxonomy places the organism in Eukaryota, Metazoa, Arthropoda, Insecta, Diptera, Drosophilidae.